This is a messenger RNA of Chara braunii, 3928 nucleotides long. The record is from the annotation of a GenBank genome assembly. Lineage: Eukaryota; Viridiplantae; Streptophyta; Charophyceae; Charales; Characeae.
CGAUACCACCGCAACGCUCAAGACCCCGAGGGGGAAAACAAAAGGCGAAACCAGCGUCGGCGGAUGGAGCACGACAGGCACCAUGGACGAAAUUCGGCAUUACCGAAGAAAUGUUCAAGUUGCGACAUAAAUGGUCAUGUUGUUUGUGGUGCAACAGCACCAAACACAUCACCAGCGCAUGCCUCGACAAGGACAAGGAGAAUGUCAAACGUUCAAGCUCGGGAAACUGAGCACCGCGGGAAGUGCAGCGACAUCACUUCCCAAUCCGCCGGAGUCGGUUGCCUUGCUAGCAGCCUCUCUCACAUCCGGGGAUGAUGCGGUAGUCGCAAGUUCUCGCAUUGAGUAUGAGAACUAUGCUGUCGAGCUGGUCCCACCGUUGAACCAGCCUCUCCACAUGCAAGAUUCAAGCGCAUGCGCGGUAGUUCCGUCGUCGGACAACGAACCGGUUGCUUCGCCAGCACUUCUAUCGGAGGAUCCGUCAACUUGGGCGAGUCUUGAGGAACUCGAUCCGUUGACGGUUGAGGACUUCCAAUGGUUGCCUCUUCCCUCCACCGGUUCUUUGCCAACUCCGCAUUGCAAUGCCUUAAUGGCACAUCUGCGCGAAUACUCGCACGCUGCAGUACCACCUCCGUCGACGGACGAUGGAGUAGCUGUUGUUGACCUUCGUAACUAUCUUGCGAAGAUCGACCGCGAGUACGCAACGCAACGGUACGUCGACAACGACGCGCUGCUCCUCUACAUUCGCAUUCAGAUCGGAAAGGCGACCUGCAGUGCCUUGAUCGAUUGUGGAGUGACUCGCAACUACAUCAGCCAAGACUUCAUGGCACGCGCCGGGCUUGGCACGCGUGUUCGAAGGAAAAGUCAGCCUACGCACGUCACGUUGGCCGAUGGUCACACGCAAAAGUCAAUCGAUCGAUGCGUUAACUCGGUGCCCGUGUACUUUGCCCCGCUAGCAUGCGAGGCCGUGUCUUUCGACAUAUUGGACACCAAGUUCGAUAUGAUCCUAGGCAUGUCGUGGCUGCAAAGCGAAGACCAUCCGGUGAACUUCCAUCGACGCACCGUUCACGUUCGUGAUCGGCGUGGCGAACUAGUCCCCUGUUCGCCAUACGGUGCUCCCGUUCUCUUCGUCCGGAAGAAGAACAAGGACCUUCGUUUGUGCAUCGACUAUCGGAAACUUAACGCGCAAACGAUCAAGAGCGUCGACCCUCUCCCUCGGAUCGAUGAUCUUCUCGAGCGACUAGGCGGCGCCAAGUACUUCUCGAAGCUUGACCUCAAGUCCGUAUACCACCAGAUCGAGAUCCAGCCAAGAGAUCGGUACGAAACCGCGUUCAAGACGCGAUAUGGGCACUUUGAGUGGAUCGUCAUGCCUUUCGUUCUCACCAAUGCCCCGGCUACUUUCCAAGCGGCCAUGACGACGGAAUUCCGCGACUUGCUCGAUCGCACCGUACUCGUUUACCUCGAUGAUAUCUUGGUUUAUAGCCGGACGCUGGACGAGCACCUCGAGCACCUUCGCGCCGUAUUGAAGCGGCUACAUAUCGGCAAGUACAAGGCGAACCGCGACAAGUGCGAGUUUUCCCAACAAGAGCUGGAGUACUUAGGCCAUUACGUUACGCCGCAAGGCAUUCGUCCGCUUGCGGACAAAGUACAAGCUAUUCAAUAUUGGCGGGACCUCAAGUGUACUACCGACGUCCGCUCCUUUCUCGGCUUGGCAUUAUACUAUAUGCGCUUCGUCAAAGGAUUCCAAAGUAUCGCUGCACCAUUGUCGCGACUUCAGUCCCCCUUGGUGCCCUUCGAGUUCAGCAACGAGGCCCGACAUGUGUUUCACACGCUGAAGACGGCUCUGCUUCAAGCUCCCGUGUUAAGCAUCUAUGACCCGACAUUGCCCACCAAAGUGACUACGGACGCUUCCGGUUAUGGCAUUGGCGCGGUUUUGGAACAGCAUGACGGCACAGACUGGCAUCCGGUUGAGUACUUCAGCCAAAAGGUGCCGCCCAUCAACACUCUUGAUGAUGCGAGGAAGAAGGAACUCCUAGCUUUUGUCACCAUACUUAAGCGUUGGCGUCACUUUCUCCUCGGGCGUCGGCGAUUCACGUGGGCAACAGACAACAAUCCGUUGACAUAUUACAAGACGCAAGACAUAGUGAGCAGCACGAUCGGUCGAUGGAUGUACUUCAUUGACCAGUUCGACUUCACCUCCAAGCACAUUCCGGGUUCCUCGAACAAGGCAGCGGAUGCUCUCUCGCGAAGACCUGAUCUUUGCGCCUUGGUGCACUCCACAGUCGGCCUCGACGAGAACCUGCAACAACAUUUCGUAAACAGCUACAAGUCGGAUCCGGGAUUCUCCACACUCUAUGCGGACUUAUCAUCGGAUCAACCGGAUCAACCGCCGGCAAGAAACUAUCACAUUGUCGACGGCUCCUUGCUUCUCCACACACGAGGCAAGGACUUGUUGUGUGUUCCCCAAGACCGCAUCUUGCGCACUCGCCUCCUUGGCGAAUACCACGAUUCGCGGCUGGCGGGACACCUUGGCGUCGCACGCACACUAGCACGACUCCGCCAGCGAUUUCAUUGGCCGGACAUCAUCAGCGACGUCAACCGGUACAUUCAAUCAUGUGCAGUUUGCCACCGGAACAAAGGGCGCCAUCAACUUCCGUACGGCGAACUGAAACCAUUGCCAUUUCCUCGGGCACCGGGUCUGUCUAUUGCGAUGGAAGUGACCGGUCCGUUUCCUCGCGAUCGCCUUGGUCAUGAUGGUAUUCUCACGGUCGUUGACCGUUUGAGCAAGUACGCUCGAUUUCUUCCAUGCAAGUAUCAUGUGACGGCUCCAAAGCUCGCACGACUUUUGCAUACCGGCUGGUUUUGCAUCCACAGCGUUCCGAAAGACAUCGUCAGCAACCGCGACACCCGUUUCAUGUCAGCCUUUUGGGCGACACUCGUGGUGGAAUCCGGCACCAGCAUGAAACCGAGUUCCGCACGGCAUCCUCAAAUGGAUGGGCAAACGGAACGUGCACACCAGACUGCGCAGAUGAUGCUCCGCACACUCAUCCGCCCGGAUCAGAAAGACUGGGUUGAUCGCCUUCCCGACAUCGAGUUCGCCUAUAACACUUCGGUGCACUUGGUGAUUGGCGUGACUCCAUUCGAGUUGCACCAUGGUGGACGAAAAGGAUGUAUCUUCGCAGACAUUUUGCUUCCACGGGCUGCCGAUAUAGACGCCGCUUGCUCCCCCGCUUCUACACGGAAGUACAGGGAACUGCUGGCCAAAGCCCGCGCAAACAUGCAAAAGGCUCAGGUCCGUAUGCAGCAGCAAGCGAACCGGCGUCACAUCCCAUGUCCAAUUCGCGCUGGCGACCUAGUUUGGGUCACCUCCGAGGAAUUCGCGCUCGAGCACGAUGUCUCGCGCAAGCUCCUCCCUAAGUGGUUUGGACCAUGGAUGGUCACUUCAGCAGCUGGCGACGACCCCGCGGGUCCAUCUUUCAUCAUUGAGAUUCCCCCGCAUUUGACGGUCCACCCGAUAUUUCACGCUUCAAAGCUGGCAGUCUACACUCCAGCCUCCGCAGCGAAAUUCCCGGGCAGACGGUCACAGGACCCUCCUUUAAUGGACGGCCAUCAGGAGGUCGACCGCGUUUUCACGCAUCGCAAGCAUGGCAACAAGCCUAUGCAGUACAAAGUUACAUUUAAGCAAUGCGAUCCGAACGACACACGCUGGAUUUCAAGAGCUGACCUGAAGGCGACAGCACCCCUCAUCUUCGCGCAUUAUGAAAAACAGCGACUUGCUAAGGAAGCUGCCCAACCUGCCCGCCCUAUCGAACAGACAGCUUUGCCCUCGCAGUUAGCUCGGUCUUCAAAGGAGGGAGUGUGUGGCAUUCUGAGCCACACGGGCCCCAAUUAGGGCCCAGUUCCAGACAGGCAGGGUAAGCCUAAGGGACGA